AUGGAAAACAAUGUGAAAGUGGAUGCUAAUGAGUUGGAAUGGGAUAAUGAUAGUGCCAACGACACCAAUAACGAGAAUGUCCAUUAUAAAAUCCAUCGCAGCAAAGGAAAAUGUGAUGUGUUCGCCCGGCAAAUCGAUGUUUCUGUACAGGUGAAGACUAAGCCUACUAGAAAUGAUAAUGGAAGAUACCAUAGUGCCUCCUCAGCUAUAAAUGUCCCCCCUCAAAUGAGCGUUCCAAUAUGGCAUGAUAUUUGGUUCCAAAUAGCUAUGCACAUUGAGCCCGACGAUGUCCAAAGAUUUGCUUUAAUAUGCAAGCAGACCUCGCAACUCGUUAACACGCGGUCCUUCUGGUAUAGUUUGUAUCGCAGAUAUUGCCAUGGUUGUUUUGGUUGGAAUUUGAAGCUGCCAAGCCACCUACAGAUUGAUGAAAUUCGUUCCAGCAGCCAAUGUAAUACAAAAGCUUUGCGUUCUUUGGUUGUUCAGGCGCUCUUUCGCUGUCAUCAGAAAUUAAAAAUUCGACUCGAGGUUGGCUACAGCUUGGAUUGGUUAAAACAGAGAAUCUACGUAUCUUGCUGGCAGAAGCAAUAUCAAUGUCUAUGGAUAAUGUGCUACAAAUUUUGGAAUCAACAGGACCAUCAGCACCAGGAGCUACAUCAGCAAAAACUAGCAAAUGAGGUGAUAAACGAUGAUUGGGAGCAAUUGGCCCAUGAUAAUAAUGUACCUGCAUCUUUAUGGUCUUCAUCUAAUCCCCAUGAGGGGGUUGUAUUAUUAAUAGUCGUUUGCAGUCAAUUUGUCCCAAUUCCGGGGUUAUUAAGCUAUGGCCAACAAGAGUCACGAUUUCGACUACUAGCCACCCGUGAAUUACUUUGCACCGAUAUGCGUGCUAAAAAUUUGGAGCUUGACUUUACCGAAAACACUAGCAAAAAUAAUAUUGUUACCGUGAAAUAUCCCCGCAUUGAAAAGUACAAAGUUCUGCCAUGGUGGCAUCCUGAUUUCCAGCGAUUUAUCAAAUAAAUACAUUUGAAUGUUA
Molecule: messenger RNA, 1030 nt
Organism: Drosophila willistoni
Lineage: Eukaryota; Metazoa; Arthropoda; Insecta; Diptera; Drosophilidae
Gene: fsd
Product: transmembrane protein 183
Exons: 2
Coding region: 1-1014 (337 amino acids)
Biological process (GO): regulation of protein stability
Cellular component (GO): SCF ubiquitin ligase complex
Source: RefSeq, a predicted model, not a curated record